CUCUUCCGGCGCGACGAGGAGGAGUUCAUCGGCUGGCACGGGACCAACAGUGACACCGCCGCGUUCUGGGCGCAGCAGGGCCAGCUCGAGAAGCCGACGAAGGCGACCGGCUUCUUCGACUUCUUCGACUUCGACUCCAACCAGGCCGCGGGCAGCAGCGGCGCCGACGCGGAGAACGGGCCCGGGGUGUACGUCACCGACGACAAGGACAUCGCGAUCGCGUUCGCAAACAACAACGCGAAGGUGAACCCGGGCACGACGGCCAUGCUCUGCGCGAUCUUCGCGAAGAGCUCCGACAACUGGCGCACCGCGAUCCGCAAGGCGUUCCUGCCCGAGAACCUCGUCGGCGACUCCUCGACCCCGUCCGUGAAGGCCGCGAAGGAGACCUCGCGCACGCUCUACCUCCAGGCGGUCGUGCCCGGGGUGAGCGCCGAGAACGUCGUCCGCUUCUCGCUCCUCGACCGCAACGCGGGCACCGGCCAGCUCGUGCUCUCCUCGGGCAUCACGAACCUGUUCACGGCGCAGUGCGUGGCGGCGACGGACACGGCCCCUGAGGGCACGAGCACGUUCCCUGAUUUCAGCUACAACGGCGACGAGCUCCGGAGCACCUGGGACAUCGCCGCCGAGCAGACGUGCUCGGCUUGA
Messenger RNA from Epithele typhae, 645 nucleotides. RefSeq lists its product as uncharacterized. NCBI's taxonomy places the organism in Eukaryota, Fungi, Basidiomycota, Agaricomycetes, Polyporales, Epitheliaceae. The annotation marks the transcript as partial. The transcript has 4 exons. The record is from RefSeq and is a predicted model, not a curated record.